ACUCACACACGAAUAAGAAUCCUUCCACACAAGUAAAACAACACUACACACAACGGAUCUCUCUCUCUCUCCAGAAUUAGUCAUCACUAAUAAAACUCAUCACCAACUCCGGAUUAACAACGCCAUUUCCUCAUUUACAAUUUCUACAGCAGAUGUGACUUUUCUUCAGUUUUCCCUCGAAAAUUUGAGAACGAGAUUAUAUUAUUUAUGUGCGUGAUCGACCAGCUGAAGUGCAGCAAAAAACAUGGCGGAUUAUUUCUUCGAAGAGAUCAUAAUCAACAUACUCCACAGAUUGCCGGUGAAGACGCUCCUCCGCUGCACCGCCGUCUGCAAAUCAUGGCACUCUCUCAUCACCAGCCGCGAAUUCACCUCAUCGCACUUGAAAUUCGCCCAAAAGGUAGCUCCCUCACUUCUGCUCCGUCGCUGCAUCAAAAGCUCCGAGCGCUAUGAAUUGUAUUCGGACGAUGAAUCGUUCGCUCGCUUCGCAGCAUUUCAAUUCCCCUUUAGGAGCAUGAAUUCCUUUUUCACGAUUGUCGGUAGCUGCAACGGAUUGCUCUGCCUCUCCGACGAUCGAGUUUAUUUCAUGAACACGAUUGUUCUGUGGAAUCCGAGUGUUAAGAAAUCAGUUCUGCUUCCAAAACCUAACAUGAUUUACAAUUCACACGGUUCCUUCUUGCAGUACCUAGGGUUCGGAUUCGAUCCUGUUGGUAGUGACUAUAAGGUUGUGAGGAUUACGUAUGUUGAUCUUGCUACACAUCCCCAAAUCGAGGUUUACAAGUUGAGCAGUGGUGUGUGGCAUGAUAUGAGCUGCUUAGAGCUUGAUUCUGUUCUAUGUAGUCGUGCUCGCCCAGUCUAUGUCAAUGGGGCUUCACAUUGGUUGGCUCGAUACUUGGAUUUGCAUGAUGUGAUUGUCUCAUUUGAUAUGUCUCUUGAGGUUUUCAGCACUAUGAUGCUGCCAGCUCUUCGUGUGAGCGAUGAUGAGUUGAGAAGCCGUGAUCUGGCCGUCUAUAUGGACUGUCUUGCCCUGACUCUGUGGAGUGUGUCUGGGGCAGAGCAGUGUUUCUGUGUUUGGGUAAUGAAUCAGUAUGGGGUCGAGAAAUCUUGGACUAAAACAUUCUGCUUCGACUUUAGCAGUUUUGGCAAUGAAUUUGUGAGGCCAUUGUGGAUCAGAAAGCAAGGUGAAGUUGUGGUUGUUUGUCAGGAUGGUCGUUUGGUUUCUUGUGAUCGGGGAGGAGGCGUGGUUAGGGAUGUUGGAGUUCGCGGGCAUAGAUCAGAUACGUAUCAGCGCUCCCUUGAUGUGGAUACCUUCGUCUGCAGUUUGGUUCUUAUGGAGAGGGGCCGUUGCUCGUCUGAUGUUGCGACUGGCAACAGUUUGCACUCGUUGCAGACCGAUGAUGGGGAUAACGUCGGAAGCUCUGGAAGCGAGCAUGAGAAAGGGUCUGGAAAAUGUUAGCUAGCGUAGAUUGUAUUGAGUUAUGAAGCUUCAAGUGGUGUGAAGGGCCAAUGCAUAUCAGUCUCAUGGGUUUGUGUUACACGACAGAGACAGAACACCUUCCCCCUAUUCUAGAGUUGAAAAUGUACAAUUUUAUUCAUCUUCCUCAACUUCAGGCGACCUCUCCUCCAUCACAUGCGCUUCCUCUUCAUCAUACAAAUUCAAGGCCUUCAUCACCUGCACUUCCUCCUCGCCCACAUUCAGGGCCUCCUUCAACCUCCCAAGGCGCGGCACAUGAGACACGACUUGCAGAUCAUCAACCCCGUCGUUCCUCAGAUCCUCCUCAAGGCGCGAAUCCUCGAGCACGCAGACGUGCCUCUCCUCCUUGGUGAUCGGAUCGUAGAUCAGAAACUUGCCCCUCCAGUCGUGCAUCAAGAUCUCCCCGCGGCUCAGGUACUUGAUCGCCUUGUACUGGCCUCGAGGCCACAGGACACCGGCGUGCUCCAGAUACGUCGUCUUGGUCUCAACAUCGUAGAGCUUCCUCCACUGCAGCCCUGCGCCGCCACUCUCCAAGACGAAGAGCUCCACGUGGCCAUCGCCGGGGCAAACCAGAGACGCGCAGAGGGCACCAUCCAAGACCCCCAAACUCAUGCUCUUUGAGGCAAUGCUGUUGGUUUCGAGCAUAGAGAGGCUCAUUUUAGGCAAUGCCACAACUUGAAACAGAGCCCUAUCGAAAUCGUAGCAGCAGAUAACCGAGUACCCAUCGUAGCUCCAGUACACGCCUCCACAGACAUAAACCACCUGCGAAAUCGUGCGGCAAAGAACCAGCUGACACGUCCCGCCGCCGACGCGCCUCCAGCUGCCGUCGCCGCCCCCCACCGAGCGGAUCUCCGGCCAGAAGACCAUAUCUUCCUCCAUGUCAUCCGCUCUCGCCGCCAUUCUCAGAAGCUCGAAUCUCUUCGUCGCCCGACUGUACCCCAUCCCCACGAAGGCGUAAAUCUCAUCCUCGUCCAUCGGCGAAGAUGAGAGGGAGACGUAUUCGCCGGUGAUCGGGUUGCAGACGAUGAUGCAGUCGCCGCGGUUCUGAUCGUACGCCGUCCAGCAGAGCAAACCCUCGCAGGAGGUGGCGUUCGUGUUCAGGCCGUGGAAAACGUCCUUCACCUUCGACGGCUCCGCCGCGGCGCGGGUCCGGAUGUCGAAUCGCGAGAUCAGCCUCGAAUUGAAGGCUCCUGAAUCGAGAUCGGAGACGCUCCGCCCCUCCACCAGAUGCAUGAUUCGGCAGGAUCUGCAGACCGAUUUCCCGCCGGAGACGAGGAGAGGGCAAACCGAAGCCCUAGAGAAAUGGAUUCUCGCGAAUUGGGGCUUAUCCAGCAUCUGCUGCCAAGGUUUGCUCACGCUCUUCCAGCGGAAAACCGACUUCGCCGGCAACCAUGACAGGAUUUCUUCGAGAAUGUCGUCUUUGAGCUCCGCAGCCGUUUCUGGCGGCUCCUCCUCGUCGGCGGCGGCUGUCAAUAGUAUUGGGAACUGAAGAGUUACCGAAUCCAUCGAUCCUUCGAUUUCUCCCAAAAACACAGAUGAUUGAGUAUUUUUGCAGAAAUGGUGAAUGAUGGUAGCCCUAAUUUCAUAUGUUUUCGUUCAACUUUAUUUUCUUUUUAAUUUGGCCUUUUAUUUUACUUUUUAGCUCGAUCUGUCAAACAGUGUCCUUUAACAGUAGAGGCUUUCACUUUACUUUUUCUAA
Salvia miltiorrhiza (redroot sage) is the source of this 3170-nucleotide messenger RNA. Its product is annotated as F-box/kelch-repeat protein At3g23880-like. The record is from RefSeq and is a predicted model, not a curated record. Lineage: Eukaryota; Viridiplantae; Streptophyta; Magnoliopsida; Lamiales; Lamiaceae. Gene Ontology annotation, molecular function: protein binding. Bases 245 to 1453 code for a protein of 402 amino acids. The transcript is spliced from 2 exons.